Molecule: messenger RNA, 991 nt
Organism: Solanum verrucosum
Lineage: Eukaryota; Viridiplantae; Streptophyta; Magnoliopsida; Solanales; Solanaceae
Exons: 1
Coding region: 197-976 (259 amino acids)
Source: RefSeq, a predicted model, not a curated record
UCAAUCACUCCAAUGGAAACCCCAUUCUCUUUUGUCGAUCUUCUUCCCAUAUUCACUUUAAUUUCGUAUUAAAUGUUGGAAAAUAUAAGGUCAAAAACAAAAUUAAAUCAAAUCCUCCGUCUCCCUCUCCAUAUUCAAUGAAUGCAAAUUCAACCUAAAUAAAAAAGGCAUUCUCACUGAACCACUUCACAACACCAUGGAUUCCCAAUAUCCUCUAUUCUCCACCAUUGUUACUCUCUACACUAUCAUUUUCAUAUAUUUUCCAACUAUUGCUGCUUCUCCACUCAUCAUUUCAACCUCUGUUCUGUUACUUUUUCUGCUCAGACUCGGUGCAGCUCAGAGAAUUUCACAGAAGAAGAACAAAAAACCCGAAUCCGAGAUCUUAUCUUUACAAAUUUCGGCUGAUUUUGGUGAUAGCACCAAGUGUGAGAAUGAUUCGGUGCUUGACCCGGAUCCGGACCUGGACCCGAUUGAUUCCAAUGUGGACUCCUCCAAUUGUGAAAAGGAUUCGGUGUUUGAACCGGAUUCGGAACAGAGAAUGUUUCAUGCCGACGAAUCCAGGGUGGACUCAAGUUGUGAAAAGGAUUCGGUUCUAGAACCGGAAUCGAGGCUGUUUCAUGGGGACUGCUUUGUGGAGUGGAAUGUGAGGGCGCCAUUGGAGGUGAUAUACGAAGCGUAUGAAGGAGAAGAAGACGGGGAAUAUACAGAGGAGAAGAGAGACGAAGAGUUGAGGGUUAUUGAGAAGUAUGCUUCAUUAUCGAUGUACUAUCCGGAAACGGAUACGGACAGUUCGUCGGACGGGGAUUCACCGGUCAUCGGAAACUGGGAUUCGCCGGAGAAUGUGUGUUUUCAGUGGGAUGACGAAGAUAGAGAAGAGUUGAUAGAGAUUGAAUUGGAUUGCAAAAGAAAUAGCGAAGUGGAGGAAGAGAAUUUGAUCGAGAUUGAUCUAAGCCCGGCGUAUUAUCCGGUGAGAUAACUCGCCGACGGGAAU